Molecule: messenger RNA, 534 nt
Organism: Mixia osmundae IAM 14324
Lineage: Eukaryota; Fungi; Basidiomycota; Mixiomycetes; Mixiales; Mixiaceae
Exons: 3
Coding region: 43-534 (163 amino acids)
Biological process (GO): mitochondrial outer membrane translocase complex assembly; protein insertion into mitochondrial outer membrane
Cellular component (GO): mitochondrial outer membrane
Source: RefSeq, a predicted model, not a curated record
CAGAAAGGCGCAGAGGGCAGGCCAGCCAGGCAGCAAGGGGGCAUGUCGCUCGUGGGCGAAGAUGGCUACCUGAAUGCGGACAGGCUCAGAGCCUACUUAGCGACUCAUCAGCCCGCUUCGACGGUUCGUCAUCAUCGAGCACAGUCUGAUCUCUCCUCCUCAUCCUCCCAAUCCGAUUCGGUCACUUCGAGUGAGACGAGGCGAUGGCUACAGGAGGAUCUGGAGAGGGAAGAAGCAAAGGAAGAGCUAUGGCGCCAGGCUCAGCUAGUGAUCAAUAUCGUCAUCCUGCCUUGGUAUGGCAAGUAUAGAGGCAGGAAAUUCGCUUAUUGGGCGUACGAUCGAUAUCUGCACCUCGGUCUGGGCUGGUCCUUCUUCGGUCUGGCUGACGGACUCGGUGCAAGCCCAGUCACAGCGAGCUCGCUCGUACGGCCGUCUGAGCCGCGUACUAUAGUCGGAGCCGACUCUGACUGCGCAAGGCUAAGCGAUAGAGACCACCCCUCAUGUCAGGAUCAGUGGUGUAGGAGCACAAGAUGA